Molecule: messenger RNA, 3891 nt
Organism: Tetrahymena thermophila SB210
Lineage: Eukaryota; Ciliophora; Oligohymenophorea; Hymenostomatida; Tetrahymenidae
Exons: 4
Source: RefSeq, a predicted model, not a curated record
AUGAUUGGCAAUUAGCAGGAGCAAAAUGCCGAUUCAAAAGAAGAAGAAGAUCUAUUUUUUUCUAGAGUUAUGGAGUAUACAAACUCAAAAUUAUAGCAUUAGACAUAAGGAAAUUAGGUUUUUUUUAGAAGUUUUAGCAUGAGUCCUAAUCGCUUUUCUCAAAGAGAAAACUUACCAAAUUAAAAGAGUUUAAGGAAUUUCAUCCCUAGUUCAUCAGCACAAACAGGAGGUUUUUUUACUUCGAGAUAAAACCAAUAAAAAAGAGAUUAUAUAUAGCAGCUGAUAUCCAGCAGUUAAAAUUCUAAAGAAUAUUUUUAAAAAGUAAAUCAAACCAAUGGCAAUAUUAACAAGAUACAGACUACAGAUGUAGAUAAAGAAAACUAUUCAAAAAAAGAUUCUGAAUAAAAAGCAAUUUUGUUUCAGACUCCAAAUUAGUAGAUUACAAAUAAAAGUUAGGGAGAUAAUGAUGCCAUAAAUUUUGGGGAUGAAAAGCAAUUUUGCAUAAAUUCAAAGCAAACCAGUGUGAUAGGGGAAUAAAAAAUCUACUUUGCUCAGAAAAUUUAAGAUUAUACUUAAGAAUUAAAAGAUUUGAUAAAGAGUGUUUAGGAAAACAACAGCAUAGAAACAGUGCAUAAUAAAUUAAUUAGAGAAAUGAUUUAAAAGUAAUUUAGGAAUGUGGAAGCUAUUCCUGUUGAGAGUUAUUAUGAAAGUAUUUAGGAAUUCAAAGAUUAUUUUCAAAGUUAAUUACAUGAAAUAUAAAAAUGCAUAUAGCAAGUAACGAACUCCAACAAAUAAAUUAAAUAAUAUGAAGAUAAACUGAAAGCUUUUGUUGAGGAGUCUAAUCUCCAAAAUAAUAUUUCAGAAAAUAAUGAUUAUAAUUCUUUUAAUUUCUAAGAUAAUAUACAAUAACAUAGUUUUAAUCCAAACUAAUAGUAAAGUAGUAUAUAAGUUUAAAGCUUAAAUAGUAAAGAUGAACUGAAUAAUGGUGUUUUAUAAGAUAGCAUUUAAAAAGGUUAUAUUAAUAAUUUGAAUCAAGUGAGCAAAUAACUACAAUUGUAAGUUGAAAAACUUUUAAUGCAAUUGCAGAAACAGUUUGAGUAAAAAGAUGAAGAAAUUGACUUUCUAUUAGAGUAAUAAUCUAUUGAAAGAUAAGACUACUAGAGAUAGAUAAACUUAAAAUAGGAAGAAAUUAAUAUUGUUUUGUAAAACCAUAAUCAUUUGUCUAAUAUUUAUAGGGAAAAGGUUUAAAGCUUAGAACAAAUGAAUGUUAGUCUUUAGAAUCGUAUAGAAGACAUUCUAUUUUUAGGUUAAAAAAGAGAACAAUCACUUUAAGAAGAAGUUAAUUAGUUGAGAGAAGUGGUUAAAACUUUAGAAAAAUAUUUAUAAUUACCUGUUAAUUAACAGAAGCUAUCAAAAAAUUAAUUUGUUGAUGAUGUUUGCUGCUCAAAAUGUGGAAGUACUCAAAUUAUCUACAUGUAAAAAAUUAAUUUUUAGGAAAAGUAGUACCAAGGUGAACAUUUCUCAGAGAAGUCUAGUCAGUAGCUAGAAGUAAAGCGAUAAGGUAUUAUAAAAUAACCAAUAAUACUAACUUAAUCACAUUUUGAAAAAAAUCUUGAAUAGAUUCAACCAAUAAAUUAACUUGAUUAAAAUACCACCUCAACUGAUGAUAAUUCAGCUAAAAAAAGCAAGCAAAACAGGAGUAUAUUUUUGAAGAAGAGUUAAACUCCUUCAAAUAUAAUGAAGAAGCAGUUUUUCGUAGAUUCACAACUUAGUGAUAAAAAGGAAAGACCUAUUGCUUUAGAUCAAUAAAGCUAUCAAGAUAUUCCAGUAUAAUUAAAUAAUUUCUAAAAUGUCGAGUAAUAUCAAAGCUGUAAGCAGUUAUUAGACAAUAAAUAGUUGCUUUGUAGUGAUAUGCAAAUCACAUACAAUGAUUUAUAAAAAGAAUUUUAAGAACUUAAAAUGACACCAUUCAAUAUAAAAAUUGAUGUUUUAAGUGAAUAUUUUACUAAGAUUCUAAAUUGCUUGCAGUAAGAAAUAUAUGCAAAGAAUAAUAGUAUUUUAUACGAUUAAAUAAAAGAAUUUAAUAAAUAAAUGGUGGUUUAAAUAGAAAAUUUUUAUUAAAAGUUAAACCUUUUUUCAGAAUCAUUUGAUUAAAAAGUUGAGGGAUUUAAACAAAGAGUUGAGUAAUUUGAAAAUCUUACAAAGUAUCCAAAAGUUUCUAAGAAUUAAAUUAUGUGCAAUUAAUCUAAUUAAGAGAUAAAAUCUUAAAUAAAUUUAAAUGAAAACAAUUAGACUGUGUCGAAAGAAGAAUUUAAUUCUUUCUUGAAAGAUAAAAUUCAAUAAUAAAAUGCCAAUCUGUAAUUGAAAACUUUUAAUUUAGAAUAUUUGGAAAAAUCUUUCUCUGAAAUUAAUUAAUUCAUUGAAAAAAUCCUUUAAGAUAAUCAAGGAUAAAUAAAAGAAUUUAAGCUACCAUAAGAAGUAACCAUUAAGCUAUAGUAAAAUAUAGAUAGAUUGUUAUCAAUAUAAGCCAAUACAUAAGGUGAAAAAGAUCAUAAUGACAUUCAUAGAUAUUACUAAAAUGUAAAUUAAACAGACAAAUAAUAUUUUAUUCAAAGCCAAUAAUAAAAUUUAAUAAAUAAUGAUAAAUCAGAUUUAACGAAUUAUUUAAGAAUAGAGGACUCAAAUUAAGAUCAUGAAUUGUAGUACUAAGAUGAUUUAAAAGUAAACUUUUAGUAAGCAGAGUUGUUGGGAAAUAGAGAUCAUAUUAAAUUUAACGAUAAAAUACUGGAUAACAGCUAACUGAAAAAUGAUGGAAUGAAUAUGAACAUUCUAAAUAAUAUUUCUAUUUAAACUUCUUAAUAAUCAAGCCAUCAAUUAAUGGAACUAUAAAAAGAGAAAAGCACUUACAGUGAAAACUAAAGUCAAUAAACUUCAAAUAAAAAAUCAAAUAUAUUCAAAUAAAAUAAUAAUAAAAUAUUUUAAGCAAAAUUAAUUAAAGAAAAUAAAUAAAUUCAACAAGAUAUAAAUUAGCUAAUAAAUGUUUAGCUAACAUUAAUUUAGUAAGAAUGCAGAGAAAUUUUGUAUAAAGUUAAUGAAAAAUUUGCAUUAUUUACUUAGUAAUCAUCUCAAUUUAAUGACUUUUCAGAGUUUUACAAAAUCCUUUCACAAAUAUUAGAAGAGUUAAAAGUGUGUAAAAUGAAUGACUAAAAAAGAUACAGUCUAGAUGCUAAAGUGAAUGAGGCUAUCAUGAAAGAAAAUUCCAUUUUGAAGAAUUAACUUCAAGAACAAAAAGAAUACUAUGACAAAGAAUUAGAAUCUGCCAUUUAAAAUUUAAUUCUACAUUAAGAAUUUUUUGAAGAAAAGAAGAAGAUAUAUGAAAAUAUGAACCAAUAGUACAAAGCGUCUAUUUCAUUAUUUAAUUCAGAAAUAAAAAGAAGAAAUAAUUAAGUGAUGAGUAACUUUGAUCUGCUUAAUGACAGCUUGAUUUAAAUACAGAAUAAUAUUCAAAGCAUAAUGAGAAUAGAAAAAAAAAUUUUAGUUAAUUCUUCUAAAGAAAAUAAUGGAACAUUUGUAGCUGUGGAAGCAGUUAGAAACGAAAUAUAAAAUAUCUUCUCAAUAUAAAUUAAAAAAUUGAAUAAUUUUAUUUCAAUUAAAAAGAAAAUCUUAGACAAAUUCAACAGGAUUGAAGCUCAUGAAGGUUUGAUCACUCAUUAUAAAUUAAAAGGGAAGGUAGAAUAAUUGUAUUAAAAUAUUUAGAGGUUUGAAAAAUAAAAUGACUUUUUAGAAAUAAAAUUAACAGAAGAAAAAAAAGGAUGCAAAUACCUUAUUAAAAUGUAAUAAUAAUAUUACGAAUCACUUUUCAAUUAUUUAAACUCAAGUAAUAACUAAUGA